UUUUAAUUAAAAUUUUGAAUUUCGAUUUGUUUCAAAACAAAAAUGAUGUGUAAAUCAAUCAACAGGUUGUAAUUGAAUAGUCUCAACAACAUUGACAUUGACAUUUGAAUAUAAAAUGAGUAAUAAAUAUUUGGAAAUAGUAUUGAUAAUAUUAUCAAUCAUAUCGUUGAUUGAUUGUAUUAUUGAACAUGUUGAAGAUGAACCAAUCACAUUACCUGAACGUUGUGAACCAAUCACCAUACCAAUGUGUAUGGAUAUCCAAUACAAUCAAACUAUAUUGCCAAAUAUUUUGGGUCACAUUAAUCAAGAUUCGGCUAAAGAUGAAGUGCAUCAAUAUCUGCCAUUAGUUAAAGUGAAUUGUAGUCCGCAUUUACAAAUAUUUUUAUGUUCCAUUUAUGUUCCCGUUUGUAAUGUACUGGAAACACCAUUAAAGCCAUGUCGUUCGUUGUGUAUUUCAGCACGUACCGGUUGCGAUGUGCUUAUGGCACAGUUUGGUUUUCAUUGGCCUGAAUAUCUCAACUGUGAAAAAUUUCCCGAAUCGGAUAAAGAAUUAUGUUUCGGUGAGAAUAAUGAUCACCACCAUCAAAAUGAACCGAAUGAUGUGAUUGAUCAACACUUUCCCCCAUCAUCGCAUGCUAUCGAUAUAAAUAGUUGGUACAAUCGUGCUAAUAAACAUCCAUCCUCCCAUCAUUAUGCUAAUCACCAUCAUCACCAGUAUGCUACAUCCAAUAUGACAACCAUACAUCAUUUACCAUUCAAAUGUCCAUUGAAUUUUGUUGUACCGUCCGGAAUGGAUUAUGUAUUUCGUAUUGAUGGCAAAGAACAUAAAGACUGUGGCAUGCCUUGUGAUGGUCUGUUGUUCGAUUCAAAAGAACGUCAUCUGAUACGCAUUUGGACCGGAAUGUGGGCCAUAUUCUGCGUAAUAUCAACAUUAUUCACCAUAUUGACAUUUUUGAUCGAACCAAAACGUUUUGAAUAUCCGGAACGUGCUAUAAUAUUUUUGAGCAUAUGUUAUUUUUUUAUCGGUAUUGUUUUUCUGUUUGGUUUUCUUCUCAACGAUUCGGUUGCAUGUAAUCAACCAUUUCCUCAACCACAAGGACAUACAAAUGUACAAAUGAUACGUACAAUAACGCAGGGCAACAAGAAUGAAAAAUGUACCCUUUUGUUUAUGACAUUAUAUUUUUUCCUCAUAUCCAACGCUAUUUGGUGGAUCAUAUUGACCAUAUCCUGGUUUCUAUCCGCCUGUUUACAAUGGGGCAAUGAAGCCAUUGAAUCCAAUUCACAUUAUUUUCAUCUAUUCUCAUGGACCAUACCGGCUAUAAUGACCAUUUUAGUAUUGGCUAUGAACAAACUGGAAGGUGAUGUACUGACCGGCGUAUGUUUCAUCAGUACAUGGAAUCCAUCCUAUAUGAUAAUAUUUGUCCUCAUACCGAUAGCAAUUCUAUUGAUUUUGGGAUUAAUUUUCCUUGUAUCCGGUUUCAUAUCACUAUUGAACAUUCGUACCACAAUGAAAUCUAAAUCACGAAAUCUGAAAAAAUUUGAUAAAUUCAUGAUCAAAAUUGGUUUCUUUUCCAUACUGUACCUGAUACCAUCAUUCACAAUGAUAGCAUGUUAUUACUAUGAACAAUUCGAUUAUGGCAUACCAUGUCCUAGUUUUACCCCAAUCACAUCAUUGACAUCGACAACCAAUAUCAACAAUAAUGUCAUGCAGCCAUCGAAACCUAAAUUAAUAAUUUAUUUGGCCAAAUAUUUAAGCUUUUUAAUGCCCGGUAUAAUAUCGGGCUUUUGGAUUUGGUCGGAGAAAACUGUCAGCUCUUGGAAUGGUAUUAUUAGACAAUUCUGUUGUUGUUUCAUUAAUCAUGAUCAUCAUUGUCAUCACCCACAACAACAAUUCGAUGAUUACGUCUGAACAAACACUUUUAAUGAGCUUUAUUUCGCCAAACAGAACAAUUCUUGUAAAAUUAAUCAAUUUUUAACUAAAUAUCAUAUGUAAAAAACAUCAUCCAUUCAUUCAAACAAAAGACAAUCAC
Molecule: messenger RNA, 2030 nt
Organism: Dermatophagoides pteronyssinus (European house dust mite)
Lineage: Eukaryota; Metazoa; Arthropoda; Arachnida; Sarcoptiformes; Pyroglyphidae
Product: frizzled-1-like
Biological process (GO): canonical Wnt signaling pathway; non-canonical Wnt signaling pathway
Cellular component (GO): plasma membrane
Molecular function (GO): Wnt-protein binding; Wnt receptor activity
Source: RefSeq, a predicted model, not a curated record